Molecule: messenger RNA, 1951 nt
Organism: Anopheles stephensi (Asian malaria mosquito)
Lineage: Eukaryota; Metazoa; Arthropoda; Insecta; Diptera; Culicidae
Product: (Lyso)-N-acylphosphatidylethanolamine lipase-like
Exons: 4
Coding region: 265-1383 (372 amino acids)
Cellular component (GO): lipid droplet
Source: RefSeq, a predicted model, not a curated record
ACCUCAAAACAACGGGUGGCUGGCCACAUUGAGCGAUGUUGUGGUGCGUACACAACGAACCAGAAAUGAACCAUCGCGUAUAAACGCCGACCGGUCGCAAUGUAACGACCAUAAUACUGCGUCGUAAAUGUAAUUCGCUUCUCGGACGGGAACCUCUCGCUCACCACAAAACAGCAUGCGACAUCGAAUUUCAUAAUAUUCGUAAGCAUCGUCGCGGGUGGUUGUAAUUUACGGGCAGGCAGCCAGGCAGGCAAGUGAACGGCAAUGGCAGCGGAAGCAACAACAGCACCGACGACAACAUUCGACAAGGCACCAGGCAGCAGUGAAUCGUCGCUGUGUUCCAAGGAUAAAAGUUGGUCCAACUGGUGGACGGGCACAUCCUUCGACAUGUUACGCACAUUGGAAAAGCGGAUUCUUUCCUAUCUCAAGACGCCGUACCGUGGCAGCUUCGUUGACGUUGGUCACUGUGUCGGUGAGGCGGAUAAGGUAUGGACGCUGUCGCUCAACACGGAAUCGCCGAACGUGCCACUGGUACUGGUGCACGGGCUCGGUGCCGGUGUAGCACUGUGGGUCCUGAAUCUGGACGCACUCGCCAAAGAUCGGCCAGUCUACGCGAUCGACGUGCUAGGGUUCGGCCGCAGCUCCCGGCCACGCUUCUCGUCCGAUCCGAUGGUGGUAGAAAAGCAGCUGGUUAAAUCGAUCGAGGAAUGGCGGCGCGAGAUGAACCUGAAGGAGAUGAUACUGCUCGGCCACUCGAUGGGUGGCUUCAUUGCGGCCAGCUACGCGCUCUCCUAUCCGGACCGGUUGCGCCAUCUCAUACUAGCCGAUCCGUGGGGUAUGCCGGAGAAGCCGAAAGACUUCGAGAGCAACGUGCGCAUCCGGUUCUGGUUGAAGCCGAUCUUUGCCAUUUCGAAGAUGCUGAAUCCGCUGUGGCCGAUACGGUUCGCUGGCCCGUACGGACCGUCACUGGUGAACCGGUUCCGGCAGGAUAUAGUGAUGAAGUUUUCGUCCGUCAUUACGGAAGGCAUGGACAUAUCGAAUUACAUCCAUCAAUGUAACUCGCAGAACCCGACCGGUGAAGGUGCGUUCCACUCAAUGAUGCAAGAUUUUGCUUGGGCCAAAAACCCGAUGAUGCAUCGUAUCGGGGACAUGAAAAGCACCGUCCCGGUUACGGUACUGUACGGUUCCAAGUCCUGGCUGCUGCAUACCAGCCCACCGGAAACGGUCAAACAGCUCAGUGACAAUAGCUUUGUGAAGGUAAAAAUUAUUGAAGGAUCGGGCCAUCACAUCUACGCCGACGAUGCGGACGCGUUCAACGAAAUGGUCAAUGAGGCUUGCCGUGCGGCCGACAGUGUGCAGAAGGUAGAAGAACCAGCGAAAUAGUAGAAGCUAUACGGUGGUUCUCGCUACUGCUCCACUACUGUCAUCUGCUCAAAUCUACCUGCCGAACCAUAGCAAAGCUCCAAGUUAUCGGUUAUGUUACGGGACAAUCCGACUGCCGGAUGGUUCGUCGCGUGCGUGACGCGAGUGACGGUGCGAAAAAUGCGGAGUCGGUACGAUAUGAAAAGUGAUUUGUCAUCCGCUGAUGACAUCAUACGGAGUAAUUGCCGUAUCGCGUUGCUUCCCCCACCGCACUCAAGGCUUAGGCGCGAGAAAUACGGCCGCGUCAUGAUGUUGUGUUCAAUGGUGUGAGGGAAGAAGGGAGCGGAAUGGAGCGGCAAGGAGGUAACGAGCUGUAGUUAGCUUACGCGCUCUAAGCGGCGAUGGAAUAAAAAUGUAGUUGCGACAGUUUCAGAAACUGGACCAUGCCGAGUGGAAGUUUCAAAACCUCAGGAAAGCUAGAGUAUUUUAAUUAAUCUUUUUAUAUAACUAGCAAACACUAAACAGUUAGUAGAGACGUUAGGCUGUAAGUUUCCGUUAAAUAUGUGUGUAAUAUAUUGUAAAUUGUGAA